Molecule: messenger RNA, 2491 nt
Organism: Abrus precatorius (Indian licorice)
Lineage: Eukaryota; Viridiplantae; Streptophyta; Magnoliopsida; Fabales; Fabaceae
Product: probable transcription factor PosF21
Exons: 5
Coding region: 282-1583 (433 amino acids)
Biological process (GO): regulation of DNA-templated transcription
Cellular component (GO): nucleus
Molecular function (GO): DNA-binding transcription factor activity
Source: RefSeq, a predicted model, not a curated record
CAAAUUGAAUUGAAGAGUGGGUUACAUAAUUAGAUUUGAUUUGCACAUUCCGACAUUAAUAAAUAAUAUUAUUACAGAGUGAGAGGGUAUGUCUUGAGCUGGAAGCUUCGCUUUUGGGUCUCCGUCUCUCAGAUCUCUCUUCCAUUUUUAGGGUUUUCACUUUCUCGCUUCUUCCUCUGCUCCGAUCUUCAACCGCCUUCGCCAAUCAACUGAUAUUACUAGGGCUUUGGAGUGGAUUGGCUUUGAGAUUGCAUAGAGUUGUUUAGGAUUAAGGAAUCUCAAUGGAUAAGGACAAAUCUGUGGGUCAUGGUGGAGGUUUGCCACCUCCAUCGGGACGUUAUUCAGGUUACUCUCCCACUGGAAGCGCCUUCAAUGUGAAAUCUGAACCGUCGUCGUCGUUACCUUAUCUGCCAUUGGCUCCGGGAACCAGUUCCGACUCUACUCAUUUUGGGCAUGGAAUGUCCUCGGAUUCUAGUGGCUUUAGUCAUGAUAUUAGCAGAAUGCCUGAUAAUCCCCCAAGGAAUAGAGGUCAUAGGCGUGCUCAUUCUGAGAUUCUCACCCUACCUGAUGAUAUUAGUUUUGACAGUGACCUUGGUGUUGUUGGGGGUGCUGAUGGGCCUUCGUUCUCUGAUGAUGCUGAGGAAGACUUGCUGUCGAUGUACCUUGAUAUGGAUAAAUUCAAUUCGUCAUCAGCUACAUCCACGUUUCAAAUGGGCGAGCCGUCUAAUUGUGCAGCAGCGUCGGCCACGGCACAAUCAGUGGGAGUGCCCACCUCUUCUGCAGAAAACAUUGUUAUUGGUGCUAAUGAAAGGCCCAGAGUAAGACACCAGCAUAGUCAAUCGAUGGAUGGGUCAACAACCAUCAAACCUGAGAUGCUGGUCUCAGGCUCAGAAGACGCGUCUGCAGCUGAUUCUAAAAAAGCAAUGUCAGCUGCCAAACUUGCUGAGCUUGCCUUAAUUGACCCCAAACGUGCAAAAAGGAUAUGGGCAAAUAGGCAGUCUGCUGCGAGGUCAAAAGAGAGGAAGAUGCGAUACAUUGCUGAGCUUGAAAGGAAGGUGCAGACUUUGCAAACGGAAGCAACAUCUUUAUCUGCACAAUUAACACUCUUGCAGAGAGAUACAAACGGAUUGAAUUCUGAGAACAGUGAACUGAAGCUGCGAUUGCAAACCAUGGAACAACAAGUUCACUUGCAAGAUGCGUUAAACGAUGCAUUAAAAGAGGAAAUUCAGCAUUUGAAAUUACUGACCGGGCAAGCUAUGCCACCUAAUGGAGGACCUAUGAUGAACUUUGCUUCUUUUGGAGGGGGGCAGCAAUUCUAUCCCAGUAAUCAUGCCAUGCACACCCUUUUAGCUGCACAACAGUUUCAACAGCUCCAAAUUCAUCCUCAGAAGCAGCAGCAGCAUCAAUUUCAGCAGCUUCAGCAACAACAAAUGUUGCAGCAGCAACAGCAACAGCAGCAGCAGCAGCAGGAACAACAGCACCAACAGUCAAGUGACUUGAAAAUGAGAGCAGCCACACCUACUCCAUGCCCCAAAGACAAUGCUUCAUCAGAUGUAAAUCCUUCAGGGGCCAAGGAUUGUUGAGAUUAGAGACUUUAUUUUAUUUUGUACCGCAUCUUAGAUUUGGCCAUGUAUUUUGUAUUAGCGUGUUUAGGUUAUGGUUAUGUUAUAUUUUUUCAUUCUUAAACAGUGCAAAUCAUCCUAGUUAGAGAUUAAAAAUAAUGCGUUUGCAUCUUUGCUAUGUAGAAUACUAAAAUUCUUUGUCACCUUAGUUAAUUGGCUAUGGAUACCCGGGGGUAGGUUCUUGUGUGUUUAGUCUGCCAUCAAUUGCUUUUGCCUACAAUUACAUCUAAAUAGGCACCUUUCGGCUGUUGAGAAAGUUGAUUCAUGUUUCCUAGUGGAAUUGCUUGUCCUUUUACAAACAAGCAUGACACAGGCGCACUCCCGAAAGAGGAUACAGAUCUUUCGUUUAAGCGACUUUUUUAUUUUUUUCACUUAAGCAUGGAACCAUCCGUAUAAGCAAAUAAUUGUUAAUGGGUGAAUCAGGCAAAGGAGAGUUCAAGAGAUGCAACAGGAGUUUGGUGAUCGCAGUGGUGAGGCCCACGUUAUGGUUGAGGAAUUUGCAGGGCAUUUUGGGAAGGGAGCAAUGUAGGUGUGGGGUGCGAGAGUUUGAACCUUUGGGCCAAGGAGAGGAGGGUCAGCAGGGUGGAUUUGAGGAAUGGUGAGGGAAUCUAGGUGAAUUUGAAGGGAAGGUUCUCGCUGAAUUUGAAAAAGGAAGUGGGGUGGUGUUUUUCUGGGUCUUGCUUUCGCUUAAAUGAAUGGUUCCGCGCUUGAGCAAAAAACAAAAUCUUUUAAACAAGAGACUGUAUCCCCUAAAGAAGCUGCUGAUGUUCAUUAGAAGCUCCAUUUCUAGCUUCUCCGUUAAGAAGCUCAUAUCAAUUGUUUAUCCUGCCUUUGGGAUAACAUUUUUCAACCAAUGAACUUAUGUUGAC